Messenger RNA from Eleginops maclovinus (Patagonian blennie), 765 nucleotides. RefSeq names its product apolipoprotein M (gene apom). Gene Ontology annotation, cellular component: high-density lipoprotein particle; very-low-density lipoprotein particle; low-density lipoprotein particle. The record is from RefSeq and is a predicted model, not a curated record. Lineage: Eukaryota; Metazoa; Chordata; Actinopteri; Perciformes; Eleginopidae. Gene Ontology annotation, biological process: high-density lipoprotein particle assembly; high-density lipoprotein particle clearance; cholesterol efflux. Gene Ontology annotation, molecular function: lipid carrier activity; phospholipid binding.
UAGACCUGUUGCCACAAAUAAAUAGUGCCCUGAGGAGAAACAGACAUUUUGAUCGGGUUGAUUGUCACGUAUUAACUCUGAUUUUGCAAAUAUGUUGGUUACAGUGUUAUCAUAUUUUCUGUGUUCAUAUGGCUUGUUGUAUCACGCCUUUGUUCCUUGCUCGGUUCCUGAACAGUUGCGUGCCCACACUGUCAACCAUCAGCAGUUUCUGGGAAAAUGGUUCCUUAAAGCAACAGUCGGUCGGAGAGAGACUGACAUCCUGAAGUUCAAAGAUCUGGACAGCAUGUGGAUCUCCAUGGAGGAGCCGGUCAAUGACACACUGCUGGUGACUGGAAAGAUGCGCAUAGGAGAUGAUUGCAUUACACAGACCUGGACGUAUCAUAUAUUUCCUGACAGAGAUGAUGUUGUACUGGAAGGAUUGCCGAAGCGGAGGACCCCCCUCUGGAGUGGCAAGUGGGCAAACUGCUCCGACUGCCUAAUUAUCCAGGAAGUAGAACCACCUCUAAAGGAGACAGACACGGAGGACUCCCUCAACAGAUACCUGCUCCAUAUGCGGCAGAGUGAUAACAAUCCUGAGGUGGUGAAAGCGUUUCAAAAUAACCUGGCUUGUCAUAACAAGUCCACAAUUUUCAUACUACCUCAAGAAAAAGAGUUUUGCACCUAAAUAUUACAAUCAGGAGCCAUGGACAUCCUAAAGGACAAUACCAUUACUUCAUCUUUUUCACUGUAUAAGUGUGAAACAAAUAAAGGAAAAGAAAAACAUUG